Messenger RNA from Corticium candelabrum, 3888 nucleotides. RefSeq lists its product as uncharacterized. Gene Ontology annotation, molecular function: nucleic acid binding. The coding region runs from base 1 to 3888 and encodes 1295 amino acids. The record is from RefSeq and is a predicted model, not a curated record. Gene Ontology annotation, biological process: DNA integration. The transcript is spliced from 3 exons. NCBI's taxonomy places the organism in Eukaryota, Metazoa, Porifera, Homoscleromorpha, Homosclerophorida, Plakinidae.
AUGAACACGAAAGCGGCGAAUCUACUUGUCGAGAUGCGCGAGUACGGUCUGGCGUCUGAGUUAGACAAAAAGACACCCGCCACGCAGACGGCCAUACUUCUUCAUGUGGCUGGGCCUGAAGCCCAAGAGAUCUACCAGACGUUCGUGUUCCCGCCACAGGAAGCAGAGCAACCUGAUCCUAGACAGGAUGUCAACGCUGUACUCCAGCAAUUCAAGACAUAUUGCAACCCCAGGCGCAACACUGUAUACGAGAGACACAGAUUCUGGUCGAGAGACCAGUUAGAAGGUGAGGCAGUAGAUCAAUGGGUUACCGAGCUGAAAGUAAAAGCGGCGUUGUGCGAAUUCAGUGACCAACGCGAUCUUCUAAUACGCGAUAAGAUCGUGUUUGGCGUCCUCGACGAACGCGUGAAAGAGAGAUUAUUACGAGAAUCAGACCUUACUUUGCAGAAAGCGUUGGAUAUAUGCAGAGCAGCAGAAGCAACAAAGGAGCAGGUGCAAGCGAUGAACAAAGAGGCAAUGAAAGUACCCAUAGGCGCCGUUCGAGGUACACAGAAGCAGCGACGCAACGAGCCAGACACUAUGCCCAAUCUGAGCUCGAGGAUUCACGAUAGUGGCAAGUCAUCCAAGACCAGGCAAGCGGCAUGCAAGUAUUGCGGAGGCUUCCACCCACCUCGACAGUGCCCCGCCUACGGAAAGACGUGUUCAGCGUGUCACAAGAGAAACCAUCUGGCCAAAGUCUGUCUACAAUCGGCCAGGCAAAUUAGGCAGGUCGAAUUCCAGGUCGAGGAUGCAGAUGAAUCAGGCAGCGACGAGAAUGAAGAGCUACUGAUGUCACUUAUAUUCAUAGGACAUAUCCGGAACACGGCAGAAUGGACGGAACGCCUUGAUCUGGAGCGUGCGCAGAUUGAUUUUAAGCUGGACACCGGGGCCCAAGCAAACAUCCUGCCUUUUAAGGUGUACAGAGUUCUUAGGACAAAAUCGCAGCCCACCAGCAAGAUUCUUACAGUCAGCAGAAACAAGGCGAGCUGCAGAAAAAGGCUCACGUUUUAUGUUAUCGACCACAACCUAGCCAUCCUUGGAAGAGCAGCAUGCGAGGACUUGGAUCUGAUCAGGCGUGUGGACAAUGUGGUGCCUGUGGAUAUACAACCAGGUCACACCAGGCAGCAACACAUCGAGCAGAACAAGGAUGUGUUUAAAGAAAUAGGAGAGUAUGACAAAGAGUAUGACAUCCAGCUUCAAGCAGACGCUAUUCCGGUGGUACAGCAUCCGAGAGUCAUACCAUAUGCAAAGAGAACCAAACUGCAACAGACGUUGGCAAAACUGCAGCAACAAGGUAUUAUACAAGACGUCGAGGGCCCGACCAACUGGCUUCACAAUCUCGUGAUAACAGAAAAGAAGAAUAGGAACAUGAGGAUCUGUCUGGAUCACAGACCUCUCAACAAAGUCAUCAAAAGGGAGAGACACCACAUACCAACAAUAACAGAUGUCCAAGCCCGACUGGCUGGCAAAGCGGUAUUCACAGUAGUCGACAUGAAGGAUGCCUUCUGGCACGUCAAAUUGUCUAACGAGUCAGCGAGGAUGUGUGCAUUCAGCACCCCAUGGGGUAGAAAGUGCUUCACAAGGAUGCCGUUCGGACUGGCUUCAGCCAGUGAAGUGCUGCAAGAAAGGAACGAUCUCACAUUUGGGGACAUCCCAAACGUUCACGUGAUUGCAGAUGACCUGAUUGUGGCAGGCAAGACGGAAGAGGAACAUGACAAAGCCCUCGCUCAGGUGUUACAACGAGCAAGAGAAAGGAAUGUGCGAUUCAGUCCCCAGAAGCUACAGUACAAGGUUCGCCAAGUGAAGUAUAUGGGUCACAUUCUUAGUCAACAGAGACAGCGACCGGAUCCGGAAAAGAUUGAGGCGAUUGCGGGUAUGCCAAAGCCCCAAGACAAGCAAGCUGUACAGCGACUGCUAGGCAUGAUUAAGUUCUUGGCCCCCUAUAUUCCAGCGGAGUCCGAUAUCACAGCCCCACUCAGAGAUUUGAUAAAGGACGGAAGCAUGUGGAAAUGGAAUACACAGCAUGAUGCGGCCAUCAACGACAUAAAGCGAGCACUCACUAGUGAUCCAGUGCUAGCAUUCUAUGAUCCUGAGCAACCGGUCACAGUGCAAGCGGACGCGUCACAGAGUGGCUUAGGGGCAUGUCUCAUGCAGCAAGGCAAGCCAGUAGCGUACGCAUCACGGACACUCACAACCGCUGAAAGAGCUUACGCACAAAUAGAGAAAGAAAUGCUCGCCGUCACCUACGGAUGCAAGAAAUUUCACCCGUAUAUAUAUGGAAAGACCACCAAUAUUGAGACCGACCACAAGCCCUUGGAAGCUAUAAUGAAGAAGCCAAUUGGUGCAGCACCACCAAGGCUCCAAAGAAUGAUGCUACAGCUGCAGAGAUAUGACCUGGUGGUUCGUUAUGUUCCAGGCAAGCUAAUGUAUGCAGCAGACACUCUGUCGCGGGCGCACUUGGCGACUACUCACGACGCGGAUCCAGAACUUACCAGUGACAUGCAAGUCCAUGCUUUUGUUACUUCGCUGCCAGUAAGUGCAAAAAAGAAAGCGCAGUUACAACAGGCCACGGCAACAGAUCAAGAGCUACAAAGUCUCAAUCGACAAAUAGAAAUGGGCUGGCCUCCAAAGAUGGAGGAUGUACCAACCAAGAUACGAGCAUACUGGACGAUCAGAGACGAGCUUCAUCAGGCAGAGGGCAUAUUUUUCAAAGGAAGGAAGAUAAUCAUACCAAAGGCGCUACAAUCAGACAUGCUAAAGAUUGUACAUGAAUCUCAUCAAGGGCUGGAAAGAUGCAAAGAGCGAGCAAGAGCAGUCAUGUGUUGGCCAGGAAUGACAAAAGACAUCGACCAAGUGGUUAGUCAGUGCAGGACUUGUCUGCGUUUCCGGAGGAGCAAUAUUAAGGAGCCUCUUCUGCCGCAUGCACUACCAACAAGACCAUGGGAAAAGCUAGGAGUGGAUAUCAUGACUUUGAAAGCAAAAGAUUAUCUGAUAGUAGAGAACUAUUAUACCAAGUACAUAGACGUUCAGCAACUGAGAGACAAGACAUCAUCGUCGGUCAUUAACGCCAUGAAGUACACGUUCGCUACUCACGGUAUUCCAGAAGAAGUAAUAUCUGAUAACAUGCCGUUUGCAAGCAGAGAAAUGCAAGCAUUUGCCAAUGAAUGGGGAUUCACCAUUACAACCACAAGCCCGGGGUAUCCAAAAUCUAAUGGCUUUGCAGAGAGGAACGUACAAACCAUUAAGAACCUGCUCAGAAAGACACUUCAUGAUGGAGGAGACCCGUACCUGGCGCUCCUCAACCAAAGAAGCACCCCUAUACCGCAGCUGCAAGCGUCCCCAGCUGAGCUCCUCAUGGGCCGCACCUUGAAGACGAAGUUGCCGGCAGGCCCAGGAGUGCUUCAGCCACAAAUGCCUCGUGACGUAUCGGAACAGCUGAGACAACGACAACGGCAACAGAAGUACUAUCAUGACCAAGGAGCUCGACCAAGCAGAGAACUAUGCCCAGGCGAAGUUGUCCGAGUGCAAAAGGGAAAAGAAUGGGAACCCGCAGAAGUGAUAAAGCAACACGACACUCCGCGGUCGUACGUGAUAAAACACCAAGGCAAAGUUCUGCGGAGAAAUAGACAAUAUCUAAACCCCUCACCGCAACCGCUCUCGGAACACAGCGAGGGAUUGGACUAUGACUCAGACAACGUUGACAAAGACGAUACCAGCCUAGGAGAUCCGUCAGACAGCACAGAACAGGGACAGCAACUCCCAAGCUCGCCAAAGAAGGUGACCAGAUCGGGACGGGAGAUCAAAAAACCGACACAACUGAAGGACUUUGUUAUUUAUUAUCGAAAAUGA